This is a messenger RNA of Mitosporidium daphniae, 369 nucleotides long. RefSeq lists its product as uncharacterized. The record is from RefSeq and is a predicted model, not a curated record. The coding region runs from base 1 to 369 and encodes 122 amino acids. Gene Ontology annotation, cellular component: prefoldin complex; cytoplasm. The transcript has 2 exons. Gene Ontology annotation, biological process: protein folding. NCBI's taxonomy places the organism in Eukaryota, Fungi, Microsporidia.
AUGGAUGAGCCGAGUGUUACCGCAGAAGACCAGGCCCAGCUGAACACGUUCAGCCGGCUAAGUGAGACUUUAAGCAUCUAUGAACCGCGACUUGCUGAGGCACAGCGCGAGGCAACCGCAGAUGCCCUUUCCGAGGCCGAAGUCUUUGCAGAGCUUGAGGAGCCAUCGCACAUUCGCAUCAAGAUUGGUGAUGGCUUUGCGUACUUACCGCCGGGAGAGGCAUUGGCCAUGCUUUCUGAGCGGCUUAACGACCAUUCUAGCAAAUGCGACGAGCUACGGCGAUACCACAGCGCGCUCGCUAGCGAGGCUUCGGCUCUUAAAACACUGCUGUAUGCCAAGUUCCGUGGCGCCAUUAACCUGGAGCGCUAA